AUGGAAGAUCAAGUUACUCGUUUCAAGAAUAAGUAUCUAGUCAAUCGUAGUAAUACGAAAAGAAUGACAAUUCGGAAGCCUUAAUUAGAACAUUCGCCUGAUAAUUGGAAGGAAAUGUUUGGUACUUUUUUACAUGAUAUCUCGUUAAAAAAGAAGCAUCAGAGAGAGAAGACUAUGAAUGUAAAAGAAUGAAGAUAAUUAUGUUAGCAUCUUCAAGAUCCCUUGGUUCAAGAGAAUCCUCUUCUCAUACCUUGUACAACUCAAAGAUUUAAGUUGGAAUUAUUUAAGUAUCUCGAAGGUGAAUAAAGUGUGUAAGAAAUGAUGAAUUCUAUCAAUUUCCCUGGAUUGAAAGUAAUUAUAUACUUGGACAAGAGUAAGAAAUAAGCCCAGACUAAACAAAUAUCAAGCAUCAUGUCCAGAAGUUGCGAAACUUUCGAAAUCACCAUAGUGUUCCUAUCUAUGAUAAUUCUAUACAUACUAUGCAAAUGAAAUAGCAGCAUCUAAUGAAUGAGGGGAAAUUCACAGAAGCCCAGUAAAUUUAAUAACAAUUACAUGAAUAGACCUAAAGAAAAAUUCAAGUUUUAAGAGAUUUCAUCUAAGAAAGAGUAAAAAUAAUAAAUAUUUCUAUUUUUAGAUUGAAUUAAGAAAAAAGGCAAAUCAACAGUAAAGAUUGGAAGAAAUUAAGAAUAUUCAUUUUAUUAAAACCUUUUAUGAUAUUUCCAAUGAAUAUCGUCUCAAACAUUAAUAAUAAUAAGAAUAAUUAGAAGAGGAUUCUCAUUACUUUAAGAAGAGUGUGCCCGGAUCCAAAAAACUUAAAUAGAUCUAUGUCAAUUAUGACAAUGUUCAACCGUAUGUAAAACACUAAGGCAAACACUUCGACAAAUAUAGUUAUCCAUCAAUUGCUAUUUUAAAAGACACCAUGAAUUAACAAAGCAAAGAGUAUCUGCAGGAAGUUGAACAAUAGAAAUAGAAAAGAUUUGAAGAUGCUCUGAAGUAAGUUAGAAAAUUGUUAGAAUCACAAAACAUUCGAUUUAGCAGCAAUAGAAAUAACAAUAAUAAAUCAUAACCUCUUGACUGGUAAAUUGAUGUAACUAUUGCAUCUCCAAAAAGGAACCCAAGUGAAAAAAUUAAUGUAUCAUAAACUGGAAUUGACUACAAAAAUCUCAAAGAUUAUGUAAUUGCUAAGAAACCUUUCUUCCUAUUUACCAAAAGAGCCAAACAGGAUAAAAACCCUAGAAAUGCCCAUGGACUUAUUACUAUGUUUGAUCUCAAACUAUAUGAUUACAUUCAUAACAAAAAGAUAUAUACAUCAAACCCUUAACUCAAACAGAUUUCAGAUAAGUUUCACACAAUGAUUGAAAGUAAAAAAGAAUAAGAAAUUAAUGCUCAACUGGAAAUUUAAAUUGAAUAAAGGAAGUACUAGUUAAAUAAAAUGAAAAGAGAUUCAGCACCUGAGCAGUGCUAAAAUGAUGUAUCUUAAUAUUCAGAUGAUUAAUCAUUGUAAUCAAUUUAUGAAGUCAAUCUGGAUAUGUUAUAUAAUUAGUCACAUUAAUUGCAUAAAAAACUAGGAGAGUCAAUCGAUGGGGGAUUUGCUAAGAGAAUAAAAUAGAUUAUUAAAUUGGAAGAAGUUAAUCAACAGUGUUUAAAAACAAAUUUAGAAAAAUUAACAAAAUAGAAAAUUUCCUUAUGA
Messenger RNA from Paramecium octaurelia, 1690 nucleotides. Lineage: Eukaryota; Ciliophora; Oligohymenophorea; Peniculida; Parameciidae. The record is from the annotation of a GenBank genome assembly.